Messenger RNA from Tachysurus fulvidraco (yellow catfish), 2062 nucleotides. RefSeq names its product macrophage mannose receptor 1-like. Bases 133 to 1077 code for a protein of 314 amino acids. The transcript is spliced from 6 exons. NCBI's taxonomy places the organism in Eukaryota, Metazoa, Chordata, Actinopteri, Siluriformes, Bagridae. The record is from RefSeq and is a predicted model, not a curated record.
CUGGUUUGCAUUUCUGUAAAGCCACAGUAGCCAGAAAAGUGUUUUAAAAAGGUGAAGACUGAAGACAGUCUGGAGGAGAUUUACAAGCUUUUAUAUUACUACAUUUCAGUACUUCCCUUCUACUCAUUCAUCAUGAAGCUGAAUCUUUUUCUCCUGCGUCUCACUGGUCUUAUCUCAAUCACCCUGCAAUAUGUCCGCCAUGAUUAUUUAUUGAUCAAAACACCUAUGACAUGGGCAAAUGCAAAAACUUACUGCGAGAAAAAAAAUCAAAGUUUAGCUGUGGUGAAGACAGCAGAUGACUGGAACAGGUUGACUGCUGAGGCAGAGAGGCAUGGUCUGGGAGUAACUGGCUGGAUCGGACUGUGCAUCGAGGUAGGCCGCUGGUUCUUCUCGUCUUAUUCGCCAGUAACGCCUUUACAAAAUAUAAAUAACUGGGCCCCUGGACAGCCUGAUAAUUUUGGAGGGAAUCAGUCAUGUAUUGCAAUGGAGUCAAAUGGAACCUGGUCAGAUUAUUGCUGCUCAGACCUGAAACCGUUCAUAUGUGCUACCACUGAAGGGCUUAUUAAUAUCACUUCUCCUGCAUUGGACUGGUUUGGGAGUCGGAAAUACUGCGCGAGCCAUUACUUAGAUUUGGCAAGCCCGAAAAAUGUAACACAGAACAAUUUGAUUCAACCAUUCGUGUCACCCGAGGGCGCUUCUUGGAUAGGCAUAUUUAGGCCUAAUUGGACUUGGGUAAAUAAGGAUGUUGGGUCUGGGCUUCCUUGGCGUUCUGGCUAUCCAAAUAAUGUAGAUGGAAAUAACAACUGUGGUUUUCUAAAUAACAGCUUGUUAGAGGAUAAACCAUGCAGCAGACAAUUGUACUUCUUCUGUCACAUCUCAUAUACAGUGAGACAGCAAGUAUUAAAACUGAAGAUUCAAGGAGACAAUAGUGUGUUUGGUCCUGCUUCUCAGGCAGCCAUUUUACAACAGGUAAAGCAGAAACUGAAGGACCACGGCGUAGAGAGAGAGACAAAUGUGACCUGGAGGGUGUGGCCAGAUGGAACAGUCAUUCACAAGAAAAGCAAGAAUGAACUCUAAACAAUCUGCUUACAUACUUCUCAACAUAUAACUUUUAAUUCUAUAUCAGGUUCUGUUGUGGUGAAAUGUAAUGUCAUAGAAAAAAACAGAUUAAAUUCAAUUUGAAUUCAAAUUUAUUAAUUGAUAACUAGAAUGUGUAUAAUGAAGGACAUUCAAAUCAAAAGGACACAUAGUACAAAAUAUAGUUUUACUAGAAUAGUCUCUUGAUUGUUAUGGACAUUCUGUAUAAUUAUUUUUUCAUAAAGGCACAACCAGGGUCUGUGAACAUGAUUUGGAAAAAAUGUUUUAUCAAACAUUCAAUCUGGGAUGAUCUUGGUCUUCAGAUGUGGUUUAUAAUCCCUAAUAAUAUUCUUAAUUACUGUUAGCUGUAGUUUCUACUAUCUUUCUAAUGUCUGUCAACAACCUGGAUGUUAUGGCUGGAUUAAUGGAGAGAUUUGGGGCCACAUUAGGAGUAUCUUCUUGGUACAGUAUCUUAGUCUCGUACAAAUCUGAUUAGAUUUAAGUCAGACAUAUUUAAUUUAUAUAUUCAUAUAAUUUACAUAUUGAUGUACUUAAAACUUUGUAAGGUGUCUCAAAUAUAGAAUUUUAUUUUAUAUUUACAAGACAUCCUCUUGAUACUAUCCUUGUGUUAUAUUGAAUGAGUCAGAUGUUAUAUAAAAAUUCUCUUUUAUUACAUUUGAUUGAAUUUGUAUUGUAAUGGGCUUAAGUAAUUGUCAUGUCUCAGGUUGCCUUCGUUUACUAUGACCGGACAAAUAAUACAAGUAAAUAAAAUUGUUCAGGAAUGUGAUAUCCAGGCUUUGUGAUCAUCAAUCUGUUGUGGUAAUGACAACCUGUUAUUACAUUAAUUAAUUUACAUUAGUACAUAGAGAUUCUUUUUUGUUUUUGUUUUAUUUAGAAAAUUAAAGAGACACCAGACCAAUACGUCCCAGAUCAAAGAAUUUGGAGUAUAAUCAAAUGUUUAAUGAGCAAUAAAUAUCAAUAGAAA